Molecule: messenger RNA, 666 nt
Organism: Penicillium brevicompactum
Lineage: Eukaryota; Fungi; Ascomycota; Eurotiomycetes; Eurotiales; Aspergillaceae
Product: bZIP transcription factor
Exons: 2
Coding region: 1-666 (221 amino acids)
Source: RefSeq, a predicted model, not a curated record
AUGGACCCCAAAGAUCAUAAGGGUGUGGAUCGACUAUCACGAGUUCGAGAUAACCAGCGCAAAAGCCGGGCUCGCAAGCAAGAGUACGUGAAAGAGCUAGAACAGCGCCUGGCAGCAUGCGAAGAAAAAGCCAAGCAGGAUGACAUCCAAUCCCGACUCAUGACCCAGAAAGUCGAAGCCGACAACCGGCACCUUAAAGCUCUUCUGGGGAAACUCGGUAUUACCCCGGGAUUCAUUGAGCAAUAUCUGCAACAAGCCAGUGCAGCAGUUGUGAACGGGAAGAUUGCUAUCCCCGCUGCCCAACGGCCAGAAGACAGCCCGGAAUCUCGACCGGCCGCGGAGACACAGCGCGUUUCUGGUUCCCCACAGACCGAGAAGGUCGCUGAAAAUACCAACGAGUCAACAGACAAGGCAAAGCAAGAGAGCACAGACCCGUCAUUUUGUGGCUGUCAAUCCGAGGGACAGACGACAAGUGAUGAGGAUGUACUCAACUCAACGCUCUGUGCCAUUGCCGAGGAAAUGAUCAAUCAGUACAACACCAAAGGAGUCGAUGUGGAAGAGAUCCGCCAGAGAAUCUGGUCUGGGUUCCGAGCUGGUGUGGACGGCACCGGUUGCAGAGUGCAAAAUCAUGUCCUGUUCCAAGUUCUGGACGAUAUCAGCCACUAG